This is a messenger RNA of Emiliania huxleyi CCMP1516, 1648 nucleotides long. RefSeq lists its product as hypothetical. The transcript is spliced from 4 exons. Lineage: Eukaryota; Haptophyta; Isochrysidales; Noelaerhabdaceae. The record is from RefSeq and is a predicted model, not a curated record. Bases 385 to 1461 code for a protein of 358 amino acids.
GCCGUGUCCCCGCUACAAGCAAGGCCUACUGAGAUAUGAAGGCAAGCAAGUCCACCGCCGACGACGCGGCCCCGCAGCACUCGGUCGAGCUGGUGAGCCUCGAGAACGCGGCCGCGGCCGCCUACGAAGCCGGCUGCUCGCCCGAUCGCAUUCACGGCGCUGUGCACGCAGCGCUCGUCCGUGCGGGCGCGCCGCAGCUCGGCCACAACCCGGCCGAGUUCGGCCUCCUCCCAGUGAUUGGCUCGCCCGGCCUGCUCCUCGGCUUCUGCAGCGGCUGCCUUUAUCACGUCUGUGGCAUCGGGCUCUGGUGCUUGUCAACUUCGGUGGGCGGAGCGCCGCUCGGCGUGCUUGCCGGAGGCGCAUACUCGGGCUUCCUCUUCUUUCAUGGCCGGUACCUCGGCCGCCAGGACGGCGGCGGCGCGCCCGCGGCGUCCGCCUCCGACAUCUUCUACUUUGCCGGCGCCAUGUCCUCGUCCAUUGUCGCCGUACAGCUGGGACGCCAUCGUCCAAGCCAUCGACGGGGACGGCCGCGUGUCGGGGCCCGCCUGCGCCGGCGUCGCCUCCCUCUACCUGCUGCUCGUCCCGCUGCCGCAAGUGGCGCUCGCCGUGCUAAUCUGGCGCCGCUCGCAGCGCGCGGUCGCAUCGAUGCCGCUCCUCCUCUAUCUUGGCUUCCUGCAGAGCGGCGUUGUGCUCUGGUGCAUUGCUCGCGACGCCUCCUCGUCCUCCUCCUGUGACGGCGGAAGCCUCUCCGAAACCUUUCCACGCCUCUGGUCGCUCCUCUUCUCGGCCUGCUGGUGCGUCUCCCUGCUCGUGAUGCGGCACACCGAUCGGCUCAAGGCUCCAGCCUUUGCGUGGGGCGCCACUCUGCCCGCCGUCGUCUACUUUCUUCUCCUGCACAACGCGCUCGGCCUCCUCUGGCCGUGGCAAGACGUCGAGCCCGCCCCCGAGCCCGCUGGGUGGCCUCCCGCCUACUGGUCGGAGGUUGACCACUCCACCGACGGCGAGUGGUUUUGGCCGAAAGAUAUGUACCCGCCCGCCCCGCCCCCGCCGCCCCCGCCUCCCGGCAUCGACCGGCUCGUCGCCACCUCGCACGACCUCUGGCGCUGGCUCCUCUUCAACGCGCUCGGCGUGGCCCCGACGGUCGUGCAUGGCAUGCUCGGCGGCGGCGGCCUCCUCCUCCUCGUCGCCGCAACGGGCAUCCUGCUCGACGCGCUGCGCGUCCUCUCCGCGCUGCAGCUCCUCGUCUCGCCAGAGGCGCACACGCUGCACGCCUUCCUCUACCUCGCCACCUUUGGCGUGGUGGGCGCCCUCGUGACGGCGCUCGCCGCGGUGGUCACCGACAAGACGGUGCAGGCAAAGGCGCAGCAGAUGACGGCCUCGCUCCUGGCCCCGCUGCGCAAGGGCGAGCGCACGGGGUCCGACGGAGGGAGCCGCGUCUCUCUGGGCACGCCGAUGAUGUGAGGGGAAGACCUGGUGAACGAGAUAGAUAGAUACUCACUCGUGUGGGGCCGUGUGUGCACGUUUUCUUUCUUUCUUUCUUUUCCCCGGUGUGCCGGUGAUAGUACUAGCACGCGCCAGUUCGCACCUGUGUCGAGCCUGUCUGCUGUGAGAGAGAGUUGUUUUGUUUAAAUUCUUUUCCCCUGUGAAC